Messenger RNA from Cetraspora pellucida, 327 nucleotides. The record is from the annotation of a GenBank genome assembly. NCBI's taxonomy places the organism in Eukaryota, Fungi, Glomeromycota, Glomeromycetes, Diversisporales, Gigasporaceae.
UUAUUUGAAGCUCAGUGGACUUAUUUGAUUUCUAAAUACCCUAAAUUAGCUAAAUAUAUGUUAGAAACACUUUACACUAAUAAAAAAUCUUGGGGUUUGCCAUGGGUGCGAAAUCAAUUUACAGCUAGUGUUCAAAGUACACAAAGGAUAGAGUCGAUUAAUAAGUUGAUUUAUGAUAAGGUUGAUCGGGCUACUUCUUUGUGUGAUUUGCUUGCAACUAUUGAUAGUUGUGUCAAAAAUGAAGAACAGUUUGAAAAAUUUGAAAUUGAAUAUAAUAUAUUACCAAGAGUUAGACUACCAUCAUUGAAUAACAGAUUUUUUAAAGAA